AUCAUUUGACAUGCCUCAACCAGACCUGACGACGACGGCGCUGUGCGUGUAGUGAUAUUGGCAAUUUUUGUCGACUACGAUCACGAUCAACAGCAUACAUGUGCGGUAGGCAAGGGAUGCAAUGUUUUGUGUAAACAGUUGGCUACGACCCAGCCACUCAAAAAAAGCCGUGUCUGACCGAUUCCGUCAUUCAAGUGGAAAUGUUACCUCAGUACGAACGACUCUCAGACGCCGAGGUGAGCGAUGCAGGCGGCCUGCGGAGAAGCAAUGUUCGUAUUCGCUUUGGUAAACUAGCCGUUGCGACGGUUAUGCUGCCGGUCACUGGCUUUCUGUUCUGUGUUGUCUGGUCUCUGCUGUACAACUUCGAGCAAGCGAAUGCGACCCACUGCCUGGUGUACAACUUUCUACCGUCGCUAUCGGCGGCCAUCGGAAACUAUCAGCCACAGCGGUUUGUGUGGCAGUUUUCGGUGCUGUUACACGCUCCGUUCCGGUACGCGAUCGCAUUCCUGUACAAAAACCAUCACCUCUCGCUACUGGCCCGAAAGCACCGCAAGGAGUGGGCCUACCUGGCGUGCAUGCUAAACAUCGUCGAGCUGAGCUCGCUGGUAGGAUUGAGCUUAUGGACUUCCAGCAACAGUUACGAAAUACACAAGUUUUGUUUCAGUGCCUUUGUGAUAUGCUCCAUCCUGUACAUGCAGCUGGUGGAAGUGAUCAAUCGACUGACUCGGGCCGAGGAAAUGCUGACGCUGGCCGAGCGUAAAUCGCUGCGCUUCAAGCGUCGACUCUUUUUGGUGAACGUGGCUUCCAUAGUGUUCGCGGUGUACUUCUUCGUGCGCCACAAUAACCAUUGUGAGCCGGGUAUAUAUUCGCUGUUUGCGCUGAGCGAAUACGUGUUCGUGUACUCCAACAUUGGCUUCCACAUGACGGCCUACUGGGACUUUAUCAACGCAAACGUGUACUUCCACUGGCGCACCGGCAUACACUUCAGCUCCGUUUAGAGCAGUUCGAACACGUCAUUGUGGCGUGCGUGAUCUCUACGCGAUGCUCCAAGUGUUGUUCAUCAGCGCCUAGCAUAUUUGAUCUUAUUAGAUAAGAUAGCAGCAACGAUACGCUUGUACAUAUGUAACUCCUUCUCCAUACGUUACGCUUGCGCUAGAUUGCGGUUCGGUUUUUAUUUAGAUUUUUUUUUUUGUUCUAUGUGCAUGUUCCCGUGUGCUUACUUUUGUAAGGAUGCGGAAAACUGUAACGGACCAGCAGCAACACUAUAAUGUACACGCGCGGGUGUAAUCACUUUCGUAAAAUAAAUUGUGACAACAAUUGGGUGGAAUAUGAUUCCACCCCAUUAGCAACGAAUAACAACAAA
Molecule: messenger RNA, 1363 nt
Organism: Anopheles stephensi (Asian malaria mosquito)
Lineage: Eukaryota; Metazoa; Arthropoda; Insecta; Diptera; Culicidae
Product: post-GPI attachment to proteins factor 2-like
Exons: 2
Coding region: 201-998 (265 amino acids)
Biological process (GO): GPI anchor biosynthetic process
Cellular component (GO): endoplasmic reticulum membrane; Golgi membrane
Source: RefSeq, a predicted model, not a curated record